UGCGCGCUCUCGCAGCACGCGCUGCAGCCAGCCAGGCAGGCAGGCAACCGGCAGUGGACAACGACUGGAGCGCCGCAGUGAGCGCAGCCUCUGGAGCACCCGGACCACUCUCUAUUGCGAGGACCUGCUCGAAGGAGCCAGAAUGCGAAAGACCUUGAAGAUAGAGAAAAAUCAUUUGGAGGUGAAGGAGGAGGAGACAGAUAUCGCGGCCCUGUGUGUUUUGUUGAGGUGUUGCUGGAGGCGAGGGUGAGCAGACAAAAGAGGGACCGACAACCCAGAGGAGCUGUUCUGUCACCCAGGAAUAAACCAGGAGGUGGAGAAUGCUGCAAGAUGCUCUGCAAGCCAGUAGCAAUCGGCGGUGCAGUCUGAAGGCUGAAAGUAAAUAGUGGAAAACAAGAGGCGGCUUCUUUUGCGCUGCUUUGUCUUGGUGCGCCAAUCAGUGGGGCCUCCAUCUUCCUGCAUAAUGUGCCUCUUAUUAAGAGGUGGGAUUCUUCUUUUUAAAUCCCCACUGACAGUGGACUCAGUUGCCUCCAAUGCAAAGAAGCCUUAAACCAAUUAUCGGCAACUCUCAAGGCUACAGUUGAUAGUCUGGCCUCUCUGCUGUAUAACAAUGCAGGAAUCAUUUAAAAGUGAAUGUAUGAGAGACUGCAAGACUGCACCGAUCUCCUGCAGACAAACUGUCUGUUUUCCCCGUUUCCCCAUCCCACUCUUCCUGCUCCUCUUACUCACGACUCCUCCGGCUCGGACCAUACACAUGGAGGCCAUCGAGAGCCACAGCGAGUUCAGCUGUGAGCCCAUCCGACUGAGAAUGUGCCAGGAUCUGCCUUACAACACCACCUUCAUGCCCAACCUCCUGAGCCACUAUGACCAGCAGACAGCCGCACUCGCCAUGGAGCCUUUCCAUCCUGUCGUAAACCUGGUGUGCAGCCCUGACCUGAGGAUGUUCCUGUGUGCGCUCUACGCCCCCGUGUGCGUCGUCUACGGACGGGUGUCCGUGCCGUGCCGUGCCCUUUGCCAGCGGGCCAAGGGGGACUGUCAGAGACUGAUGGAAAUAUUUGGACUUACCUGGCCAGAUGACAUGGAGUGCAGCAGGUUUCCAGACUGUGAUGAUCCGUAUCCUCGCCGAGAGGACCUACAGAAAGACUCUGAGCCCACCGACCAGUCGUCCAUGACCGUCCAGAGAGACUACGGCUUCUGGUGCCCCAGAGAGCUGAAGAUAGAACCAGAGCUGGGUUACUCACUCAUGGGCAGGAAAGACUGCUCAGCUCCCUGUCCUUCCAUGUACUUCAGCCGACAGGAAGUGACCGUCACACGAUACUUCAUCGGUGUCACCUCCAUUGUCUGUCUGUCCGCAACUUUGUUCACCUUCCUUACUUUUCUCAUUGAUGUCACCAGGUUCAGAUACCCGGAGCGACCCAUCAUCUUCUAUGCGGUAUGUUAUGUCAUGGUGUCGCUGGUGUUCUUUCUGGGCUUCUUGUUGGAGGACACCGUAGCGUGCAACACUGUCAACCACGCACAGUUCAAAGCUUCAACUAUAACACAGGGCUCACACAACAAGGCAUGCACCUUGUUCUUCAUGAUCCUCUACUUCUUCACCAUGGCUGGCAGCAUAUGGUGGGUCAUCCUAACGAUCACAUGGUUCCUAGCUGCCGUGCCGAAAUGGGGCACCGAGGCCAUCGAAAAGAAAGCCCUCCUCUUUCACGCCGUGGCCUGGGGGCUCCCAGGGACUCUCACCAUCACCCUUUUAGCCCUGAACAAAAUCGAAGGGGAUGGGAUCAGUGGCGUGUGUUUCAUCGGGCUCUAUGACAUAGACGCCCUGCGGUGGUUUGUUCUGGCACCGCUCUGCCUUAACGUGGCCGUGGGCGUCUCUCUUCUCUUAGUGGGCAUCGUGGCUCUGAACCGCGUGCGCAUGGAGAUCCCCCUGGAGAAAGAGAACCAGACCAAACUGGUCAAGUUCAUGAUCCGAAUGGGCGUUUUCUCCGUGCUCUACCUCGUCCCCUUGCUUACCGUGAUUGGUUGCUACGUGUACGAGCACACCUACCGCAGCGUGUGGGAGACGACCUGGAUGGAGGAGAACUGCCGCCGCUAUCACAUCCCCUGCCCGUACAAGGUGGAGCAGCCCAGUCGACCGUCCGUGGCCUUGUUCCUCAUGAAAUACUUGAUGAUGAUGGUGGUGGGCAUCCCUUCUGCCUUCUGGGUGGCCAGCAAGAAGACCUGCUUUGAGUGGGCCAGCUUCCUGCAUGGCCGCAGCCGGAAAGACAGUGGAGUGAAUGAAUCUCGCCAGGUGCUCCAAGAGCAGCCCGACUUGGCCCAGUCGCUGCUGCGUGAACCCAACACCCCCAUCAUCAGGAAGUCUAGGGGAACGUCCACUCAGGGUACCUCCACUCACGCCUCCUCCACUCACCUGGCCGUCCUCGACGACCCGGACGAGCCCCUGAGAAGCCGCCCCGGCCAGCCCGCCUCCGCCAGGAGCAAAGCCGGCAGCGUCCACAGCAAAGCCAGUUACCACGGCAGCCUGCGCCGCGCUGGCGACGACAGGAGCGACACGGUGGUCUACAGAAGCGUCGAGGAGCGCAGUUUCCACGGUAGCGCGCCGCGUCUCGACCGUCCGCUGUCCGCGCACGGCAGCCGGAGGGAAGUGACCGAGGCCCCGCCCACUCUCAUCACGCACGGAUCCACGGGGAGCGAGAGCCGCGGUGCCGGCAAUGACGGCACCGACGCCUAACUACUCACUGCCGGGCGGUGGUAAUAGUUUUGAGGGAAACGUUGAGCGUGUUACAUGCGCAGACUGGACUCCAUUUUGUGCAAGCACACACGUACGCAAACAUUCUUGCUGUUAACAAUCCGAAAUGGCUUGUCCGCUCAUUUUUUUUAAUGACAUUUGACCAGUUUCGCUGCAGACUGUAAACUUCGUAAACUUCAUUUGUACGUGGACCUAAUGUGAAUCUGUGGACCUCCUGGUGUGUUAGUUUUAACUAUUUUUAUACUGUGAAGUGUGUGUGUGCGAGUGGGAGAUUUAAACUGUUGCGUUGUAUUAAACAACAAAAUAUGAUGAACCAACGCAAUUUAGCACUGACACAUCUGCUUAAUGCAUCUCAAUAAAUUAGGAUAUUGUGAAAACUUUAUUUAUUUUAGUUGUUCAAUUCAAAAAGUGAAACUUAAAUAGAUUCACAACACAAAGUAAAAUAUUUCAUCAAUUCUAAUUAGUUUAUGAAAAGAAAAUUGUAUUAUAUAAGAAACACUCAAAAAUGAUUUGUAUGUUGUUUAAUUGAGUUUCACUUUGGGAAUUGAGCUUAUUGAAUUUAUCGUUGAGAUUCGCCUGUGUAUAUUCAAACAAUUUUACCUUGAUACAUAACAGAAAACACUGAUUACUUUCAUUACUACACUUGAUAAAAGUAUUUUAACCCGCUCAUCUAUAAAUGUUUCUUUUGCUCCUGUGACUCACUACAUGAUCUCUUUUUGUAAAUACGCUAUGAUUCUUCGUUCAUGUGAACCUACCUCGCCUGUGUGAUCGGCCUUCUGUGCUCCCCAUCAAAGCAUCUUUUACCGUCACGUCACACGCACACACAACUACAAACAUUCUCCAUCCUCAUCAACAAAUUUGCCUUCUGCCUCUCCUGCCUGUAACCAUACACUCGUUUUGUUUUGAACCUACAAGCGUCUGUGUUCUUACAGACCAUAUAAAAACAUUUUUUUUUUUAAAAAAACGUCUCACUGAACAAAUUAAGCGCAACAUAAGUGACCUGGACAGAUGAUAAAAAAUAAAAAAACUCAGCCCGAAUUGGUUGAAUUUGUCUUCGGGUGUGAGGUGCAGCAACAUUCUUUUCUAGAUGUCAUAUUGUGAUAGAAUUGAUGUGUGCAACUGUGGUGGCAUUAAAUGGAAAUGUCACAGUGUAUCAAAACAUUGUAAAUGAAAAGCCUCAAUUGUUUGUUUUAAUUUAUUUAUUUGCAGUGUGUAACUGCUUUAACUACUUUUACAUGCAGUCUAAUAAACUUUUUUAUGGACUUUG
Molecule: messenger RNA, 4010 nt
Organism: Phycodurus eques (leafy seadragon)
Lineage: Eukaryota; Metazoa; Chordata; Actinopteri; Syngnathiformes; Syngnathidae
Product: frizzled-3-like
Exons: 11
Coding region: 611-2725 (704 amino acids)
Biological process (GO): canonical Wnt signaling pathway; non-canonical Wnt signaling pathway
Cellular component (GO): plasma membrane
Molecular function (GO): Wnt-protein binding; Wnt receptor activity
Source: RefSeq, a predicted model, not a curated record